Molecule: messenger RNA, 471 nt
Organism: Ylistrum balloti
Lineage: Eukaryota; Metazoa; Mollusca; Bivalvia; Pectinida; Pectinidae
Exons: 1
Coding region: 1-471 (156 amino acids)
Source: RefSeq, a predicted model, not a curated record
AUGAGAACUGGUGUCUUGGGAGACACCAACAACCAAGGUCAAAUAAGGACUGGUGUCUUUGGAGACAACAACAACCAAGGGCAAAUGAGGACUGGUGUCUUGGGAGACAACAACAGCCAAGGUCAAAUGAAGACUGGUGUCUUGGGAGACGCCAAGAGCCAGGGUCAAAUGAGGACUGGUGUCUUGGGAGACAACAACAACCAAGGGCAAAUGAGGACUGGUGUCUUGGGAGACAACAACAGCCAAGGUCAAAUGAGGACUGGUGUCUUGGGAGACAACAACAGCCAGGGUCAAAUGAGGACUGGUGUCUUGGGAGACAACAACAGCCAGGGUCAAAUGAGGACUGGUGUCUUGGGAGACAACAACAGCCAGGGUCAUAAGAGGACUGGUGUCUUGGGAGACAACAACAGCCAAGAUCAAAUGAACACGAGUUUUGAUGGAGGCAACAUCGGAAUAAAUAUACUUCGUUAA